AAGCGGAAGUGGCGGCGCAGGCCCUGCCGCCGUUGCCGAGCGCCGGGCGGAGGCGCGGGCCCGCGGCGGCGGCUGCGUCCCGUCGCUAUGAGCGCGGCCGGGUUGGUGUCUGCCACGCCGCCGGCCCCCGCUCCGCCUGGGGCUCCCGCCACCGCCAUGCCCCCCGGUCCCGAGUACUACGAGGAGGAGGAGUUGGAGAGCGCCGAGGAGGAGGACGGCGAGCGGAGCGCUCGGGCCCGCGACUCCGAUGAGGACACUGAGGAUGCCAGUGAAACUGACCUGGCAAAACAUGAGGAAGAGGACUUUGUAGAAAUGAAAGAACAGAUGUAUCAGGACAAACUGGCAUCUCUUAAGAGGCAGUUACAACAAUUGCAGGAAGGUACUCUUCAGGAAUAUCAGAAAAGAAUGAAAAAGUUGGACCAGCAGUACAAAGAAAGGAUACGAAAUGCAGAACUGUUCCUCCAGCUGGAAACCGAUCAGGUGGAAAAAAAUUACGUCAAGGAAAAGAAGGCAGCAGCAAAGGAGUUUGAAGAUAAGAAAAUUGAGCUUAAGGAAAAUUUGAUUGCAGAGUUGGAAGAGAAGAAGAAGAUGAUUGAGAAUGAAAAGCUAACCAUGGAAUUAACAGGAGAUUCAAUGGAAGUGAAGCCUAUUAUGACAAGGAAACUGAGGCGACGACCGAAUGAUCCAGUUCCUAUCCCAGACAAGAGGAGGAAACCUGCCCCUGCUCAGCUAAAUUAUUUGUUGACUGAUGAGCAAAUAAUGGAGGACCUGAGAACGCUGAAUAAGCUUAAAUCACCCAAGAGACCAGCCUCUCCCUCCUCUCCUGAACACCUCCCAGCUACACCAGCAGAGUCUCCAGCACAGCGGUUUGAAGCCCGGAUAGAAGAUGGAAAACUCUACUAUGAUAAAAGAUGGUACCACAAGAGCCAGGCUAUUUACCUGGAGUCUAAAGAGAACACUAAGAUCAGCUGUGUGAUCAGUUCUGUGGGUGCCAAUGAGAUCUGGGUGAGGAAAACCAGUGACAGCACAAAGAUGAGAAUCUAUCUGGGACAGCUGCAGCGAGGUGUUUUUGUGAUUCGUCGACGAUCAGCUGCAUGACUGUAUGCUCUUCCUUGGUUUUUUUGUUUUUUUGUUUUUUGUUUUUUUUUUAAACUGAUAGUCAAACCUCUAACGGGGAACGGCAGUCUGUUCACUCAUGUUAGCAGCAGAGAACACUGUCAUGACCUCUUACGAGACAGUUUGUGGCUGGCCACAUAAUCCCUAGUAGUCCUUAAAUCUUUAGUGAUACCCAAGCACUGCCCUGGACUAUUUCUGGAUUUUGCAUCAAGCUUCUGUAUGCUUUCUUUAUAUUUUGGGUGACUAUUUAAGAAGACUUUGCAUCAUACUUUUUUCAUCAUGGUUUCAUGGUGCAUAGAUGGGACUCGUAUGUUGAAAACUGCGUAACGUUUAUGUUUUGAAUCAGACCAAUGGAAGAAGCUUUGCUUGUCAAGACCUGAGGUUAUUCGUUCUUUCUGGUUUUGUUUUCCUGCAAGGCUUGGGAUGUUGGGCAAAAGGAGAUUAAUCUUGCCAGCUUUCAGCUGCAGCUGAGAUGCAUCUGUAAUACCUGGUAUUUGACAUCAGCUUUAUUGGAUGAACUGUUUAAAGACUUGAGCACUGAGGCUUUUUUAGGAAAGUGUGAACAGCUUAGAAACUGCUGAAAAUCCAGUUGAUUUUAAUGUAGUUAAGCAGUCACGUGUGGUUAAUCAGAAGCUUCUGUUUCUCUUCACAUUAAAAAACCCUUCAAUGAACAAGCGAAGAGUAUAUCUAUUUGCUGAAGUAAUUUCCUGAAAUAGGCGGAAGAGUAUAAACCAAAGGAUGGAUUAACUGGACUUUGCAGGUAGAGAGACUAUAUGAACUAUAUGUAUGAGUAUAACCACUCAUACGUGUAGAGACAUGAAAGGUAAAUUUCAUUUUCUUUACUGAUGCUUAGAGUAACAGGUCAUGCUGGAAUCCUGCUGACAGAAGAUACUGGAUCUGUUGUAUCUUCCAAAGAAGCCUGGUACAGAGUAGAAAGCAGCAUUGACGUGCUUUUAAGUGUAUAGCCAAAACCUUCAUUCCCUAAAAUGUCAUGCAAAGGUUUCCCUUUGUAGGGUAUUUUAAUUAAUGGAGGUGACACUGGGUUUCUACACUUGUAUUCCAGUAGCACAAGUGAAAAUGCUUAAGUGAUGAUAUUAAUGUACUCCUUUCCAAGAUGUUUAAAGAUCUGACUCUGGCAUUCCUUUACUGUUCCCAGUCUUCUGCUGAUGGCUGAAACCACCAAUACCAUGUGUGACUGCAUUGGCAUGAACUACACAGUGCACUGGCAAUGCUGUCAGAUCUUUGCCUUCUGUGCAAAAGAACUUUGUGCUCCUUUUGAUUACUGGACAAGAAAUUGUAAUUUCUGCCUUUAUCAGUAUGUGUCACUUUGAGGCAUCUUUUGGUUUUGCUUUUGAACUGCCUUCUUGUUCAGCAUCAGUCUAGCCUUUCUUUCAUAUCUGGAUAAAUGGAGUAUUUUAAA
This is a messenger RNA of Harpia harpyja (harpy eagle), 2536 nucleotides long. RefSeq names its product SDS3 homolog, SIN3A corepressor complex component (gene SUDS3). Gene Ontology annotation, cellular component: Sin3-type complex. The coding region runs from base 88 to 1098 and encodes 336 amino acids. NCBI's taxonomy places the organism in Eukaryota, Metazoa, Chordata, Aves, Accipitriformes, Accipitridae. The transcript has 12 exons. The record is from RefSeq and is a predicted model, not a curated record. Gene Ontology annotation, biological process: negative regulation of transcription by RNA polymerase II. Gene Ontology annotation, molecular function: histone deacetylase binding.